GAACAAAACCAUCAGCCAAUGACAAACGAGUACGAUGACCGAGCCCUCGGAGUCAUUUACAGAAAACAUGCUAAUGCUGAAGUGGACCAAUCGCAGAGGGACAAGUGAUUCAGGUGGAACGGGAUUGGCUGAAAGGAAACUUCUGCAGGUGAGAGAAAGAGAGAAAGAGAGAGUGAGAAGAGGAAGAAGAAGAAGAAGAAGAAGAAGAAGAAGAAGAAGAAGAGGAGGUGAAACGACAGGAUGAUUCGUCCGCUGCUGCUGUGUUUCUUCCUCUGCGUCGCGUGCGGCCGCAGCAAACCGACCGAGAAGAAGAGUCGAGUGGUCGAGGAAGAGCCGCUCAGCCACGCCAAGCACGAAGACGACGAAGGCUUCGAAUACGACCACGAAGCUUUUCUGGGAGAAGAUGAAGCCCCAAAAUUUGACAAGCUCCCCCUAGAGGAGAGCGUGCGUCGACUCAGCCUGAUCGUGGACAGAAUCGACGUCAACAAAGACGAUUUCAUCUCAGAGGACGAGCUGAAGAUCUGGAUCGAGACCGUUCAGAGGAACCACACGUUCGACCAGAUGGAGAGUCAGUGGAAACACUACGACGCCGACCAGGACGGACUGAUCAGCUGGGACGAGUAUAAUCGCACCAAGUACAGCGACGGCACUCACCUGGAGUCAGAGUUCAACUACAGCAAGGUGAUGGUGCGGGAGGAGCGACACUUCAGAGCCGCCGACAGGGACGGAGAUUUCAAAGCAGACAAACAAGAGUUCAACGCUUUUCUUCAUCCUGAAAACCACCAGCACAUGAGAGAGAUCGUGGUUCAGGAAACGAUCGAUGAAAUCGACAAGAACGGAGACGGCUUCAUCGACCUGAAAGAGUUCAUGGAUGACCUGCAAAUCCCAGAAAAUGAUGAGAACUUUCCAGAGUGGGCUGAAACCGAACGUCAGCAUUUCUUGGAUAUAAAGGACAAAAACAAAGACAGGAAGUUGGACAGGCAGGAAACCAUGGACUGGAUCUUCAAGCCUGAUUUGAGCUACGCUGACGCUGAAUCUAAACACCUGGUGACGGAGUCCGACGCCGACAAGGAUGGAAAACUGACCAAGACGGAAAUCCUGAACAACCACGAGAUGUUUGUUGGAAGUCAGGUGACGAACUACGGAGAAGCUCUUCUACGACACGACGAGUUCUAGAUGUUUACAUAGAAAACGUGAUUUUUACUCCUGUUUUUCACUGGUACAUGAAUCUGGGUUAUUUUUCUGGUUAAAUGUUUAUUGGUCAGUUUGGUGUUUUUCAGGUUUAAUGUCACAAUCUGUAAUCUGACUAAAACAACUUCUCUACAAUAAAAAUAAAAGAACAUUUUUAAAUGUC
Messenger RNA from Hippoglossus stenolepis (Pacific halibut), 1354 nucleotides. Its product is annotated as calumenin-A. The coding region runs from base 241 to 1176 and encodes 311 amino acids. Lineage: Eukaryota; Metazoa; Chordata; Actinopteri; Pleuronectiformes; Pleuronectidae. Gene Ontology annotation, cellular component: endoplasmic reticulum. The record is from RefSeq and is a predicted model, not a curated record. The transcript is spliced from 7 exons. Gene Ontology annotation, molecular function: calcium ion binding.